AUGGCUCGCCUGCAAUUCUCGCUAUUGUUACCUGUCUACUGGGCAUUGCUCUCCUGUGCUCUUCCUGCUGUCGAGGAGCGUGACGUAGCGGCUUCGCUACCGAGCAAUGGAACAGCGUCUGCGUCGAGUGCAUCCUCGGCGACUUCGGCUGCAGCAUCACCGUUGCCUGCCUCGGCCUCGGCCUCCGCACCGCCCGAGUCUCAAACCGUGACGCCAGCUUCGUCAGACCCAAACGCACCUGUAUGGCCAGUCGGCGACACCAGCCUCGAGGAUCCUCAAGCUACUCGAGGCAGUCUCGGGUCUGACAUCCUUGGGCCUAAUAACCUGCAAAUCAGUCAACAGAAUCCAGACUUCCUGGCGCCUCCGACCACUGACAACGGGGAUGUCUCUAACGCGAAAUGGCCGUUCGCUAUGUCGCACAAUCGCUUGCAAACAGGAGGUUGGGCUCGGCAACAGAACAUUGAAGUUAUGCCAAUUGCAACUCAGAUGGCUGGUGUGAACAUGCGCCUUGAGAAGGGAGCUAUUCGUGAAUUACAUUGGCAUAAGACGGCAGAAUGGGCGUAUGUUCUCAAGGGCACUACUCAGAUCACCGCCGUCGAUAUGGAUGGCAAGAACUUCCUCGCCAAUGUCGGGCCCGGCGACCUUUGGUACUUCCCUCCAGGCAUCCCACACUCGCUGCAGGCUACAGGUGAUGACCCGGACGGCACGGAGUUCCUUCUGAUUUUCGACGAGGGUGAUUUCAGAGAGCUGACACUGUUUGAAGAUGCAACUUUCCUUCUGACUGACUGGAUGGCACAUGUUCCCAUGGAUGUUCUUUCGAAGAGCUUCGGGCUCCCUAUUUCGGCUUUCGACCACAUACCGUCCAAGGAACUGUACAUCUUCCCCGCUCCUGCGCCGACACGCACUGCGGCCAUCUCUGACCCUCAGGGACAGGUGGAUAACCCCUUCUCGUAUGCACUCUCGAAGGACCCAGUCACGCAGAUGGAUGGUGGAACAGUCAAGAUAAUCGAUUCGACGAAGUUCAAGAUCGCCACCUCUAUUGCCGCCGCUGACGUCACGGUUGAGCCUGGUGCCAUUCGCGCACUUCAUUGGCAUCCCACUCAGGACGAGUGGACCUUCUUCCUCUCUGGACAAGCUCGUAUGACGCUCUUCGCCGCCCAAAGCAACUCUCGGACCUUUGACUAUCAGGCCGGAGACAUCGGUUACGUCCCAGCAUCAUUUGGCCACUACGUCGAGAACGUCGGCAAUGAUACACUGCACUUCCUUGAGAUCUCGAACACCGAUCGUUUCCAGGACAUCAGUUUGACUCAAUGGUUGGCGCUUACCCCUCCAGAGCUCGUGAAAGCUCAUCUAGGGUUUGAUGAUGCCACAAUUGCCAUGCUCAACAAAACCAAACAACAAGUUGUCCAGGGAUGA
Molecule: messenger RNA, 1416 nt
Organism: Peniophora sp. CBMAI 1063
Lineage: Eukaryota; Fungi; Basidiomycota; Agaricomycetes; Russulales; Peniophoraceae
Source: the annotation of a GenBank genome assembly